CACAGUCAACGUAGAGAGACGGAGAGAGAGAAGAGAAUACAGGGGGGAGGAAGCAGAAUGGCGGCUGUGCCGUGCUCCAAGUGCACGGCAGAAAGGAAGGGGUUUCGGCGGGAACUUGACUCUUGGCGAUACAAGCUAAUACACUGCGUCGGGUUUGAAAGCAUCCUAGAAGGUAUAUAUGGUUCUAUGCUUAAAAGAGACCUCAGCUUUUUUGAUGACUGUGAACCCGACGAGGUGGCUGACUGGUCUCCAGAGGUAAACAGCUCUCACUGCUCAUUCUGCAACCUUCCUCUGGAGAAACUCAUUGAUCAAGCUCCUGCAACCGCAUCGCCCCUCUCCUCCCCCUCUGAUUUCUCUCCAUGUCAAGCUCCAGUCAUCUCUGAGAGCUGUAAGACAGCUCACAAGUUCCUUCAAGCUGUUUUCCACAAGAAAGAUGUGUCUCAAUGCUGUGAUGCCAACAUUCCUCGGAUUGCCCAGGAGUUGAUGAAGAAAAUGAUCCACCAGUUCGCUAUGGAGUAUGCGUCCAAGUGCUUGCUCCACACCACUUCAACAGAGAUUACAAGGACCUCCACGCCUUUUUCUGAAGCAGCAGAUGCCCCCUUGGACCUGACCGUAAGCCAAACUCUGGGAGAAACAGAAAGGGUAUCUGAACCAGAUGGCGUGCUUGACCUUUCCAAAAAGAACACUGCCUGCUCAACUUCAUCAACAUCAUUAUCCGAUGUCAGAGCCUCAGGCUGGCCUUCUCCAUCAGAUAAAGAAGAAACUAGCGAUAUAGAACAAAAGAAGCAUUACCAGCAAUCUGCACUGGGUGUUGUCCUUAGCCCCCUUUGCCCAGCACAUCGUUCCUUGCUGUACCGAAUGCUGAAGUUGGCACACGAGGAAAACUUGCUCCCUUUCCCUGUUCACAAACCUGCCAUUCCAACUGAAACUCACUGCUGUCAUUGUAGAUUCUAUGCAAAUGAUGAUGGUGUCCUUCCUAAGUGGAAAGCCCUUAACAGAAGUUCAACAUACCCUUCACCUGAUUGCCAUCAAGGCUGUGAAAGCAGAGUUUGCCAUCCCAGAGACUUCCCUUUAAUAGGCUGUAAAAGUAUAUCUCCUUUGGACCUAAACAACAGCUGUAGGCAAAGUUGUAGGAUGGACACUUACACUCUGGUUUGCCCCAAGAGGCUUCACUGUACCUCUAGCCAAGGUCUCCCUACAGAUCACAUCAAUAACACAAUGUGUUCCUUUAGUCCUUGUUCUUCAGUCUGCUGUAAAAAUCAUCCCCACCCUUAUUUAUGUGCUACAAACCACACCUGUGUGACCCCACUUAAGAUUGCAAAAGAAGAUUGUGAACCCCCUCCUGUCCUAAAAAGGGAAAAUAGCCCUUCUCCCCCACCUCUUUCUCCAAUCCCCUCAAAUAUUGGUGAAUUAAAAGAUGAAAUCCCGCCUUCACUACUUCACCAUAAGCAAGAAGAGGAAUCUUUCUGCAUGGUUAAAGUUCACCCUGGUGGGAACCGGGAGGUAAUUGUAAAUGCAGGAAAAACAAAGGACCUUGACUUUUGGACUCAAAAAUGUAGUCAAACUGAGAUGAACCCAAGAGGAACUUCAAUCCAGGAUGUCAUGAACCGCUUCAGUGAGAAACUUGAUACUAUCAAACCUCCAGAAAAGGACCCAGUUAUGCCCAUUGGUGAGUAUAAACAGGAGCAGCUACAGUUUUCCUCAAAUGGCCAGAACUUCCAAUUCCCUGCCGAUGCCCAUCUGACUGAAAUUAUCACUACUGUGCUUCAUACACGCAACGCCAGUGACUAUAACCUCAGUGAGCUUUUUAAUCGCCAUGAUAGUAAAGACCCUAAGUCGCCUAAUACACGGUUACGUCGUCGCCAGGAAGUGCUUGCUGCUAUGGCGACACCUGCUGAUGGUUCCACAACCCGAAGGCAAAACCUGCAAAUCAAACGAGAACUUGCAAUGCUUGAUGUGUCUUACAAUAGGAGAAAGUCGUCACAAGCGAAGAGCUCACAGUCAAAAGAUGCUAAUGGUGCUGUAAAUACAUAUUGCAUUUUGCUGGACUCAAAUGUAAUUCCAGGAGAGGAAAGAGAAACUGAAUCGGAUAUGGACUGUCAAACAGUAAAGGGGGUACCACUGAAAAUGAUCACUGCUGACAGUAACACAAAUGAAGUAGCAUAUGGUAAAACUGAAGGAAACAUGGAAAGGGAAAUACCAGUAGGUGAAAAUGACCAAACCAAUAUAAUGACCCGUGACCUGCAAGGCAAAUCUUGCAACCAUUCUCAAGAUGACAAUGACCAAUCAUAUGUAAAGACUCAGUGUGACAGACAUUGUCAAAAAGACAGUGUGAUAUGUGAUGCACCGAUUCAUGAGAAUGCACCAUCUGGUCAAAUCUGUGGCACUGAUGGGGUUGAUAAUGGACCAGUUGAAGAUCCAAGCCAUAUUAACAAUACAGAUGAUCAAAAAUCCACCUCCAAUGAGUCAAGGAGGUCACGAAGAAACAUUGUCCCACCAAAACGAUUCUCCUCUUAUGUCAUAGAAACCAGGAAAAUGCUAUUUGCAGCUUGUUUCUCUGAAAGCAUAUUUAACCAGAAAAAUCCUAAUAAUGUUUACACAUCUACCACCUCAGAUGCCUUGCUGGAAAAUGCAGAUUUUAAGGACUCUGUGCUUGAAUCAAUAGGCAAAUCAACCCAUCUGCCAGGUGAAUUUAAAUCAACCAACAGAGAAAACAACAGGUCUCCUCAUAUAGAAUCAGACAAACAAAAUCAAGACAUGUCACAAACGUUGCCAGUAAAAGCCAAACCUUUAGAAAAAUUAGAAUCACAUCCAAGCAGACCAUUAGGUUUUAAUACUGCAUCAAGAAGGCUCCAAUACACAAAUGUCGGGGUUACCACGAGGUCUGCUACCUGUGCUAAGAAUGUUUGUAUUCCUCCACUACAGUACACAAGCCCAAUUAAGUUAAUGUUUGUGUCACCGUUAAAAGACAAAGAAGGUAUCAUAUACAGUCUUAAAUCAGUAAGGUCUGGGUCAAACGGACAAGCAGAGGAACCUUUUGACCCAUGCAAAGAGUCCUCCUGGGCAGGUACACCUGAAAAGGAUCAAAGCCAGAAAACUGAAUGUACCACUCCACACAUCAGGUCAAAUCGCAAAUCCACUACCUCACCUGAUAAAUCUGAUCAACCCUCAACGAACCGUUCUCCUUUACAGAAACCCAAGUGUGGUUCUUCACCAGCCAAGCCACUGUUCUCAACACCAAAGUCUGCCUCUGCUCCACCAAAGUUGAAUUCCUCGUCGUUUGAGUCUGCUCCUUCACCAGUAAAGUCAGGUCGCUCGUCAACAGGGUCAGGGUCUUCACCAGUUAAGCCUACCUCCUCAUCACCCAAAUCAACACCUGGAAAGACUACUUCGCCAAAGUCUUCAUCUCCCAAAAUAGGCUUGAAGCGAUCAGAUGAAGUUACUCCAUCUAAGAAUAAAUUCGGAACGGAGAACCAAAGACCGCCUGGUGACUUGCAAUCAUUCCAUGAAGUCACUCCACUCAAAAGACGGCCAGGUCGGCCAAAGAAGCUGGGGCCACAUCUGGAGAAAAAAGUGAAGAGACCAAUUGGCAGACCACGCAAACAGAAGCCUGAACAUGAAGCAACAGAGACGAGGGCAAAUGAACCUGCAGAUAUGGAGGGAAAAGCCAAUAGAAAUCUCAAAAUAACUGUGAUUUACGGCCGUUCAAGACGAAAUAAGCGGCUGGUUUCUGAGAGCUUUGAUCAGCUCCAAACAGAAUUUCGAGAUGCCUGCCGGGCAGCAGGUCUUAAAGAUGACUUAAGUGUUACAAAAAUCUCUCAAAUUAAAUUAUGUCAUGCAAAACUAGGUUCACCAGAAUCGCAUGAGGGGAUACAUUAUGCCAACAUUGGCCCAGAGGCUGCACUACAGCCAAGUUGGAAGAUAAAGUCCCAGAACAGAGAGAAGAAUUUACCAGCAAGAAAACCGGGUAGACCAGCAAAAGUUAAAAUCUCUGGAAUCUCUGUAACCAUUACAACGUUGUCACCAAAGCAGCGUAAAAUAUUGAUUGAGAAGGAUUCUUCCAAUACACGAACAAACAAGAAAGCACUCCUGCCAGAUUUUCAAAGUGCCAAAGAGCCAAGGACAGUUAAUUGUCAACCAGUUAGUACAAACUUGCAACCAGAGGAACAAAGAGAAUCUCAGAGUAAAAGUGCCAAGAAAGUUUUCACUCAGCCAUCAGCUGUGCGCCAUUCAAAUAGAGUGAGCAAGCCCUCAAUGUAUUUUUUGCAUGCCGUUGCCACUUCCACAACUCGAACAUAUAGGCACAGUAAUGCGCUGUUACGGCGCUCCAAACAACUUCUGCUGAACAAAGCCUGCAAUGUAAGAAAACUUGAAAAACAGAAUAGCAUGGGAGAUUUGCUAGUGAAAGGGCACCAUCGGGAACAAGAGCAUAAGAACAUCCAUCAAUAUCUCAAUCAAGUUGCAGACAUUUCUGUAGACUCAAUUUUUGCCCCAAAAGAGACACUUCGCUGGUGGGCGGCAUCAGCUGAAGAGCAGACCUUGAACCAAGAGCUUGCCCGGCGCAUUCAGCUCAUCUCCAACACCUGGGUCUCAGAUGCUUUGGAGAAGCAGACGUUCCAAAUCAAAGAACACAAUGAAGGAACUAGUUCACCAGGCUCCAACUCCAAACAUUCCUCAGUGGUUCAAACACUGUUCAAUUGUCUCCCUGCUGAACCAAGAUCCUGUAGCAUGCAACAACUCAGCUCCUGGUUUAUGGAGACCACAGAGACGCAGUCCCUGGAUAUCGUCAAGAGGAAAAGCUCUCGCAAUCGCUAUGAAGUUAUGCAUUUGCCUCGCGCUGUGAACAAACAAGGUGUCAAGUGCCAAAGUCCCCAGGCAGAAAGACUUCACAGACAUCUCAAAAAGUUUGCCAAAACAUUGCCAAAGAGUCCUGUCCAACAUCAAAAGGCUCAAAAAAGGUUGGCGAAAACUAAGGAAGCUCUAUCAAUCCAUAACCUUAGGCAACGAUUGUUUACUCAUAAGAGUGUGAGGGGUAGCCUCAGCCAAGGACUGAGACGGUGCCAGCAUUUAAGCAAAUACCAGGCCACACUCCUUAGAGUGAGGAGACGCUUCCUACCCCAAAAAGAAAGAAAGUGGGCAAAGAAAAGAAACAUACAAGAAACUGCAAGUGGGCCAGAAGUGGUAAUUGGCCGUAAAACAAAACUAUUGAAAUCGCGUAAAUAUAAGUUGUUUAAAAGUCUGGAGAAUCGUUCUGAAUCCCAAUUUGAGGAGCCUGUAGGUGUUCCCAAAGAACAGAACAUUUGUUCUAAAGCCUGGAGUUCUGAAACCCUGAAAGAAUGUCGGGUUUUUUUGAAAAAAAUCAACUCCCCCGGCAACAAAUCAGCUGAAGAGUUGAACUCCUGUACUGUGACACUGGAUGAUAAAUCAGCUUCUGCAUUUGUGUUUGCUGGAAAGAAAAGACAACUGGUAGGAGUCGUUCAAGCUGUGAAAAGAAAACGACGCACACAUGGUAUGCUUGGGUCUGCAAAACUGACAGAUUCUGCACGUAAUUCGCUGCAGAAGCUGGAUGAAUUGCCUUUGGGGAGUCAGAAGGGCAAAUGUCCUGGCCUUGUGUCUGCUGAACCACCACCUGCGAAAAAGUUGCGACAAUCGCGGAUGAAGGGCUUAAGUGGGCCAAGGUGGUGCGACUUUGUGAUUGGAAGCUAGACGUCACCAAGGCCUCCUUCGUGGGAAACAGACCGGUGAUUUUUGGUGCCUUUGGACACUGAGCUGAUCGUGUGGACUGACACUACGCUGCAGUUCAGUCUUACCAUCAGCAAUUAUGUAGCAGUCUAACUUAAGAAAAGCUUGAUGUUGCACUAUUUUUAUAUGUAGAGGAAGAUUUAACUUUUUCAAAAUACCCCUUCCUUUCAGAUAACAAUCCUUUUCGGAAGAACUGCAUCAGUAAGACAAAAGGUCAACAAACAAAGACAACACACUGCCUUGGAUAUAUAUCUCUGCCCUUUUUGAUUCGACAAAUAUAUUUGAAAAUUAAGAUUGUCCCAGCCAUAAAAUUUAAAUAUGUUUCCAUCAGAGCUGCUUGUAUUUGUAGUGGUCAUUGUAUUUUCUAAAUUACUGUAAUGUUUGGACUAUAAGCCACAUCCUCAAAAUAUGACAAGAAAAACAGUAUGAACUGGACAGUAAUGGAUGAAGCUUUUUUUUUACUUAAGUAAAAGCACAGAUAGAAGGGCAAACAAAAAUAAUUUAAAAGUACAAGAAUCUAAGAAAAAAAUACUAUUACUGUACAUUACUAUCAAGAGUAGUGCACAAAUUUACCCCAUGAAACCAACUGUUUUGGUGAUCUCCGGUCAGGCAAAAACAAAUAGCUGAGUUAUCGAUACUUUUACAAUCAAAUAUCGUAUCCUGACACAAAAUUUCACUAUCGAUGCCUUUGACAACCCCGCAAAAAACAUACAGCAGGGGUCCCCAAACCGGUCACUGAGGGCCACUGUGCGUCCUGGUUUUUGUUCCUAACAAUCGAGCACAGACAGUUUAACCAAGGGUGUAGGUUUACAUAGGGAAGGUAGGGAUAUAACGAUUGGCAGAGGACUUGACCCUCUGCCCCUCCUCCCGCCACACAGACGAACACGCACAGUCACACAACGCUGCCGACAAAAAUACAACAUGCCGUCUCCUCCACCCACUUCAAAGAAGAGGGAUAUUCUAAGUUAUUUUUCGGCCAACACAAUCCAUUCUAAGUAAUGUAAAAAGACAUCAACGUUGCGGAAGUGUGGGAAACACUAGUAACUUUGUUACUAAAAGUCCGACCUGCAUCAGAUUUAGCGUAGCAUUAAUCUGUGUGAACUUGCUAACUUGCAAAACUACUGCUGUAAGGCAAGCCUCCACAAGGAACAACAAAGUCCAGCCAGCCGUCACUUACUUAGAUCAUUGUUUGCAUUAUGUGCAUUGCCGCAAUGCAACAUGGUGGCUUCAGAGUGCAAGUCCCAAGAAUGGGUUCACUUCUGAGGGACACUGACAUGAAGAAAAAAAAAACUGAGAAUUGAAAUGACACAUCAGAAUUUCAUGAGAGUACUUUAGUUCGAGUUUAGGAUGCCUCAGAUGUAGAUCAGUCCUUGGAUAUCCCCGAUUUUUUUUCAUGAUUAUUUCCCCCAAAUAAAUUUUAUAUUGCAAUACUUUAGUUGGUGAGUCUAGCGGUGCGCCAGUGUCCCCCAGAAGUGGACCCAUUUUUUGAUAGCUGCCCUUUUUUUUUUUUUUUUAAAUAAAAGGACUUGCACUUCAAAAUGUUUCUUUAGUAGUUUUUAAAAACAAAGGUUUGAAUCAAAACUAUCUUUUGAACCAAUUCACAUGAAAGUUAGUAUAACCUUCGCCUAUCAAAUAAUUACCUGUAUGUUCAUAUUCGUGAGAAUUGUUGCCCUGACCCCCGUUCAACAAUCUGUUCGGUCUUAUUAAUGUCAUGUCCCCGGCAAAAAGUGAACAUGCAGGUUGCUAUGUCGUCCCUACCAAUGUUGAGACCAAACCUGCCCCCUUGAGUUUAACCAAUUAGUUUUUUGCUUAAACAAUCUGCACUCAACUGAUUUCUCUUGGUAGACACCAGAUUGGUGAAAAAACGCGGUUUUGAUAGAUUAGUGAAUGAAAUCCUGCACCUACUGCGGCCCUACGUGGAAUAGUUUGGAGACCCCUGACAUACAGCAUAUUAACCUGUAAAAAUCCAUAUAUUAGCCGGAGGCUUCAAAGUGGAGGAAAAAGUGGCUUUUAGUUUGAAAAUUACAGUAAUUCUAAAUGAGAGCCAGUGAAAUUGGAAAACCCUUUAUAUCAUUUUUUGUUGAUGGCAGGUUGCAACUUGGGAAAUGGCGAAUUGUGGUGUCAAUGAAGGUCAAACACAAAUGGUAGGUCUUGCCAUCACACCAUUUAGCACAAACAAACUUGAAGGAAUUGGUGUCAUGCAAUAUUUAUUGUUCUGAUCAUUUUCACACAAAGCAUUUACUGUCGAUGAUGGGGCACGGCUAUCAUCAAAUGCACUUCUUGGACUACCCUAUUUGAAAUUUAGAAUCCCACUUUUUAAUAUCUUACCCCAUAUUUUGUACAAAUGUCUCACUACAAAACACCUACUGUAGAACUAGAGAAUCUUACGUGGUGCAAUACAAACCCAGAAUAUUUUUUUUUUCUAUCAAUAUAUACAGUAGUCAAUAUUUUAUUACUGACGAUUGGAUGUAUACAAUGACCUGGGAUGGUAACUAGACUAGGGAUGGGCAUUAUAACUAACUUUACUAGAUUGGCUAAAAUGAUCUAUUGGGAUGGGAGAAGCUGUCUGAAGGAGUUGCCCAUAGUUCAACUUGUCAUCUGUUUAUAUGGCAACUAGAUGAGCGUAAAUCAGCUCGCAAACACCAUCUCAAACUUGGGUUUCACCAAUUUUCAUUUUGUUUUUCUUUUCAAAGCAACUCUUGGUGACUUUUCAGUUUAAGUCGAUUUUAGCGACGCUAGUGGACAAAAGUGGUAAUGUUUAGUGUUCACGCCAGCGAGUGAAAGCGAUACAGACCCUCUCAAGAUAUUAAAGAGUUGUCAUUCAACUAGUUGUCAGUCGACAUAUCACAAAUGUUAUGAAAAUAUUUUAUAAAAGUUGAAAAGUUACCUACCGUUGCUUUAACUCAUUGAUUGGUUCUUAACCUUGCUAAAGGUACCGAACCCCAUGAGUUUCACAAGUGCAUUAACCGAACCCUUUGGAAUUUUUUUUUUUUUAAAUAAAAAAAUUCUAAGCUAGCAAGCUAAAACGCAAGUGAAUUUCACUUCAAAUUUCUUCUUAUUUAGACGGCAUGUUUUUAAACAGGCCAAAAUGUAUGUUUUUAUCUUUAUUCCUGCACCAUCAUCAGACCACGAAACCAAGAAUGGCCCAAUGCGCAUAUCUUAGAAUUUUUCAUUCAAAUUUGGUUGAAUAUAUCUUAUAUUGUUCAACAUUAAACCUGCUUGGUUGCAUCAACCCUGACCAUGCUGUUUCUGUCAUAUUUACAUCUUAAAUUAAUUAAAUACCCUGCACAAAAUGAUGGCCAAAUUUGUAUGCAGUCAUUAUUCAAAAAAAGAAAAAAGGAUUUUCUCACAAAUCCAAUAAGCAGUAUUAAUAUAAAACAAAUAAUUCCGCCUUUUGAUUUGCUUUUUACAUUGGAAAAUGAAAUUGAACUCGAUUCAUUCCAGUUUCCAAUUUAGUUUUCAUGUCGACUUUCUCAUAUGUAUCAUCGCAUCCUUGCCUUACAUACUAUUUUCAUGGCGUAAAAUGUGAUGCAAAUGUUUUUGUCAAUGCUGUACUGUACGCCACCCGUAGGUCUGUUAUACUUCCUCAUACCAAGUGAGAGUCAACCUUCCACUGAGCAAACCAGUUUCUCCUACCAUCAGAUAACAGGACUAGCAGUUGAAAGAAUUGGAGUAAAGCCAGUUAAUUGCGGACUAACCAGUCCAAAACCUUGUUUAAAACUCCUCAUUGCCUAGAUUUAAUCAGCGUCCCAAAACAGUGCCCUGCGUGUCUUAAUCUUCACCGAACCCAGGUUAAGAACCACUGCUUUAACUGUUAUUUAAACAAGUCUUAUUGAGAGAGUAAAAACCUCUUUCAAGGCAGUCCUGGCUAAUUCUCAAUGCUUUUUUAGUAUGCCCAUCCCUAAAUAUAUUAUCAGUUUUAGAUUCCAAACUGAAGCAGUAACAUUUUUUUGUAGCAUUAGAUGUUAUUGAAUGUUCUAGCAUUAAGCUCUCUUCAAAUGCAGUUGAGUUACAGUGUGUUGUGCUUUCAAGUUGUUUAUUUAGCCUUACAUGUGCAUGAUGAGACCUCCACAGAGACUAGUGAGGACCACUGUGCUGUUCCUUUGUGAAGUAGGAUUGAUACAUGAACACUAAUGACAAAUUUGGCCCUGCCCUCCAUCAUGAGUGGCGCUAUACUUUUUUUUUUUUUUUACUGUAUGUGUACAAAAAUGUGUGCCUGACUACCCUUGUAUUUAUGUCGCUGUGGUUACAUUUAGGGUCCCAACCCAUUUUUAGGGGUGAGGGGAGGGUCACCUGCUUCAAAAUCUUGGUGCUAAACUUCUGUUGUAUAAUUUCAUUGUUUUAUACUGUCUUUUACAGAUGCAAUAAAAGA
Messenger RNA from Corythoichthys intestinalis (scribbled pipefish), 10114 nucleotides. It is a transcript of the gene lcorl, whose product is annotated as ligand dependent nuclear receptor corepressor-like. Gene Ontology annotation, cellular component: nucleus. The coding region runs from base 58 to 5706 and encodes 1882 amino acids. The record is from RefSeq and is a predicted model, not a curated record. Gene Ontology annotation, biological process: regulation of transcription by RNA polymerase II. The transcript has 8 exons. NCBI's taxonomy places the organism in Eukaryota, Metazoa, Chordata, Actinopteri, Syngnathiformes, Syngnathidae.